Molecule: messenger RNA, 4403 nt
Organism: Porites evermanni
Lineage: Eukaryota; Metazoa; Cnidaria; Anthozoa; Scleractinia; Poritidae
Source: the annotation of a GenBank genome assembly
AUGGGUCCUCACAUCUAUCAGACUUGCCCAUCAGCUAACUUCUUUGACUGUAAAGCAAUGGCUAUUGGUGCCAGAUCACAGGUAUAUCAUUAUUAUUAGAUAGUUUUUGUUUUUUGUUUUGAAGUCAUUAUAAUAUCCUAUAAUUAUGGUUCUCUAAGCUGAGAAAACAGCCCAGGUGUCGCAACGCCACCUCUGGUUUCUGCGCAAAAUGGCAUCUGAGGAAUGUCUGUAGAAAUUUCAUACUGGUCACAUGUAACUACCCAGAUCUGUGUAGUGCUUCUGAUUGGUUGAGUUCCUCAGACAUCAUUUUGCAGAAAAAACAGUCAGGUGGCAUCACAAAAUGGUGACUGUUUUCUCAGGCCAAUGGUUCCUGAGUAUUAAGAAUGAUUAUUAUAUAAAUGCCAAUGAAAUACCAGGUGAGCUUUCUUGUGAAAACAUGAUAUCUUCACAUGUAAAAAUAGCGUGUUAUCUUCACACGUGAAAUAUCACCUUUGCUGUGGCUACAUGGGAAAUUGUCUUCUUGUGUAGAAAAAAUAUUUCACUCGAACAGAAAUUUUGUAUCUCGGUGCGGCCAUGUAAUAUCCCUAUGUCUCCCAUCCCCUAUGUCUGUAGUAUAAUUUCUUACCAAUUUGUUUGCAGUCUGCAAGAACAUACCUUGAAAGACACUUAGAAGAAUUUCCAGACUGUAAGUGUGACAUGUUUUACACUAAAAUGUGUUUAGAAUUCAAGGUCAAUUCAGUAUUAUUGCAAUUCCAUGUAAGAAAUGCCUUUUACCUUCUAAUGAUUAUGUGACUUAAUUAAACAACCAAACUACCAGUAAGUAAUGCAGUUACUAACUGUAUAGUUGAGGGAUGCCAAAUAUAAUAGCAGGAUGAUGGACUACAAUACUAGAUUUAUUUUGUCUAGACAGUAUAUUGCAGUUAGCGAGAGCCUCUUAGGGGAGUAUGUAUGUCCCUAGUCUGAAUUUCAAAUAUGGUCAUUUCGCGUUUUAAGGAGCAGGCCAGUUCCCUGUUGGUAUUUAACCCAUCCUUAUGUCAUUUGUCGCCAUUUUAUCUCAUUUCAUUUCCAAAGGUGAACCAGAAGAGCUAAUUAAACAUGGUUUACGAGCCUUGAGAGAAACACUUCCUAAUGAACAGGAGCUGACAACAAAGGUAUGUUUGGCAUCUGUUAACAUUCAAGCAUUGUCAUUUUGGUACUGAUUGUUUUUUUAAAUUUAAUGUCUGUCCCUUGGGUAGCCACGCAUAUCUCCUUGACCUUGUUUUCUCUCCUGUUCUAGUUCAGUUUUAGUGGAGCAUGUUCAUGGGCACAGUCUGUGCCAAACAAAAAUGUGCUUGAAAAAUUGCAGCAUUUCCCUGUGAUGUCUGCAUGCACAUAUGGACCCCAUUAAACCCACAAACUGGAAUCCUAGUGAAGACUGUAGUUUUUUAAAGAUACUAUCUGCCUGCCAUAAUGUUAUUUUUGUCAUUGAAUGUUACGUUUUAAAUGUUCACUUUAGGCUUGUCAUAAAAUACUAUAUUUAUUUUACCACAAUCUUAAAAAAUGGUUGAAUGGAAAACUAAGAAAUCAGUUUUUUUUAUACGUCUCUGGUUUAUUGUAGAAUUGUGCUAUUGCUAUUGUUGGAAAGGGACAAGACCUUGUUAUAUACAGUGAUGAAGCAGUUUCUCCCUAUGUAUCCUUUUCAACUAUAUUGCUUCUUUAACAGGCACUGAUCUUUUGUGACUUUCAGCCAGAAUAGUUAUUGGGAUGCUCUUAAUAAACUGUAGUUGAAUACUGUAGGAGAAAGGGCUUUGGGAAUUUUAGGCUCACAAGAAUAUGUAUGGUGGGUUCAUUCUGUCUUCUUUUCAGUCUUUUUUGGGAACUGAAGAUUUUUUACAAGUUUUUUUGCUGAAGAAAAGAACAACUGCAUUGAAAAAAAGGAAAAUAGAAAAUAUCUCAUGCUUCCCUAAUAAGAGAUUCCCUUACAAAUUAUAUCCUGUUGGGGUGGGGGUUGGGGGAAGAAACUUACAUUAAGAUCCCCCUCCCCUCACCCUCAGGAAAUAUCACUUAGGCUUUAUGUUUUCCUUGAAAUGGUCUGGCUUUUGAUUGACCACCCUCCCCUCCUCCUUGGAAGACAAGAAAAUUACAUUUUCCCUUUAAGGCCCAAGAUUGACCAAAGCCAAUUUUCCCCCAACAAAAUCAAUACAUAAUCAAGGGAAAAUGAUGUGAGAAUUAAUAAAAUAAUCAGCUGGGGCCGGUUGCUCGAAGCGUGGUUAGCGCUAACCGUUGGUUAAGAGGUAUCAAAAUGUGUAGGUUUCCAUGGUAUUUAACGCUGGUUAGCACUAACCAUGCUUCGAGCAACCCGGGCCUGAUGGGGAAAGCUUUGAUAUAUAAGCAAAUUCUCUUAACUGUUCUUUAAGGAAAUGUGUGGACAUAAGUCUGGAGAAUUUGUAUUUGGAUAUUGGAGCUUUAAGGGUUAAUAAUACUUUCUCAAUCUGACUUGAGAGAGAGAGAACAUACAAGAACUGAGUAAGUGAAGAUAAGGGUGUUUACUAUGUGGCUUUCAUCUGUAACAGAAAUUUUGUCAACUGGAAAAUGGUAAUAUUAAACCAUAAAAAUUAUUUUAAUUUCUUAAAAGUUAUGUUGACCUUAAUUUGCUGUAGUUGGCCGGAAUUGAUCAAACAAAGAGGCGGCGAGGAGAUGAGGUAAAGAUCACCACAUAAGGAUAGUUAAACUUGCAAACUAAUCCUAGCAUAAGCUUUUCACAAUGGUAUUUGUUGUCCAGUGGGAUUUUUGAGCCCAGGAAAGAGAAACUCUUCCUGACUUGCUUUGUAUCUGUAGCCCAGCAUCAUGGGUUUGAAUCCGGUUGAAGCCCAUUAAAGUUUAUAACUUCAAGGUUCUUUUUUCUCUUGAAAAUCUGACCUUGUUGAUAUUUUAAAUUCCAAAUACCUUUCUAAUAAGAGAAAAUUUUAAUGCACAACACAUGGGUGUCAAUAUCGUAAAGUUUUGUUAUAACGGGGGAAUUUAAACCCAUUAGCCUGACCCAUAUCCUCUGCAUUGUAAAUCUAUGACUUAUUUUAUGUUUUACCUUUUGUGAGGAGAACUUAUUUUUUAAUAAAAAUCUAGACUGUACUGGCCGCUAGAGCAGCUUAAAGGUUUCAAUUAAAGAGCCAGAGAAAUCACUGAACAGAUGCUUUUUUGUCAGCAUCACUCUCAUUCUAGACCGUAAAAUGGCCCGUAUGUUUUUUUUUGUAAUGCUUGUUUUUUUGUUUGUUUUAAGGCUGCUGAUGAUGCUAUGGAGGCAGAAUCAGAGGUAAGCUUGUAGCACAUGUUGUCAGGGUUACCUGUCAAUACCAUAUUUCAGGAAAUCCAGGGUGCUUACCAUUUCCACAAACCAUCGCAAUGGAAAUCUUUUGCAUAAACAUAAAAUAUAAAAUUUGAUGUGGUGGGAGAAUGACCCGCUAAGAAGUAUAUCAAAGUCAGCUGAACAGACUAAAACAGAGUAGAAAAAUAAUUGCAUAAUUUGCCACAAACACAGCCCAUAUCUUGUAAAGCUUCCCAAACAGAAUGGCGCAGACCAUUUGAUUUUCCAACCGAAAUUUCCUCUUUUCCUGGUAUUCCUGUGUAAAUGGUAAGUAGGUACCCCCAGUUUCUAAACUGUUCCUUAGGCAAAACUCCUUUUCUUUGUUUUGUGUUAUUGGAAAAGAUUAACAUUACAAAUUCUCAUUUUUAUGUAGCUCAGUUAAGUUUAAGUAGGGAGUUUUAAGCUUUUACGCUCCCUAAUUAGGUAAUGACAAAGGCAGCAGUGGUGAAAACUUCACCUAAAAAAUGAGUUUGCAUCAUUUCAACCUGUAUGGCUUUUAUUCCACCUCCCUCAAUUUGUCAAAUAUUUGUGAAUGUUUUGGAGUUGAAGUAAGUAAAUAAGUAAGUACCGUAUCCAAGUUAAGAAAAAGAAAGAGACAAUUGUUGUCUUGUGAUCACGACCUUCAUGAAACGUGAAAUAACGAAGUGUGCAAUGACUGCAACAAAGUGUUCCAAAAAGUUUGAGGCACUUGCAAAGUUGUUGUUUUGCUGAGCUAAACCUAUCAGUAUUGCUUUUUGCCGUUCUCGUUGAUGUCAUCAUCAUCGGAUGUAAGGGUCCCUAUUAACCAAUUGACAGUGUCUCCUCCUGAAAGUAGCCAGCGAAACCUUACUGAGUAGCUAGCGAGCAAUGAAGUUUGUGAAAACGUGAAUUCAUUUAAAUAGUGAUGAUUUUGCUGCCUUCUUCAUCAUCGUUAUUGCUUAAGCUUCCUUUUAACAACUUAAGAGAGACUAGUAUUGUGGUAAGCCUGUGAAGGUUGUGUGUCACAGGACUGGUAUUUUUAUUUCAGGCGCCUGGUGAAGGUGAAGCAGGUGCACAGGAAGGUGAAUCGAUGGAAGCUGAGUAG